Messenger RNA from Rhipicephalus microplus (southern cattle tick), 1258 nucleotides. Its product is annotated as RILP-like protein homolog. Gene Ontology annotation, molecular function: dynein light intermediate chain binding; protein dimerization activity; small GTPase binding. Gene Ontology annotation, cellular component: ciliary basal body; cytoplasm. NCBI's taxonomy places the organism in Eukaryota, Metazoa, Arthropoda, Arachnida, Ixodida, Ixodidae. The record is from RefSeq and is a predicted model, not a curated record. Gene Ontology annotation, biological process: cilium assembly.
UGGUGUAGUCGUGCGUCACGUCGCGUUGUGUUGGUGGAUUCCGUGCUCGUAGCAGCUUCGUGCCGUCGAUGCGCUUUUUAAUUACACUUAACGCAAAGUCUGAAGCGGCAAAUUGCGCGACGCCAUGGAGCGCGCAUCGGAGGCGCUUAGCGUCGAUGACGUCUACAGCCUUGCCGAGGAGAUCGGCAAGGAGUUCGAAAUCCUCAUUGACAGCUACGGCGUCGAUCCCGUGAACAAGUUGGUCACCAAAGUGAUUCGUGUGUUGGAGUAUCUAGAAGCGUACGCCACCAAGAAUGACAUCGCCAGUGACGAGAUCGCCCAGCUCAGGGCGCAGAUAUACCAGCUCGAACACGACAAGUACGAGAAGGCCGAGUCGAGGAGCAAGCUCGAAAAGGAAAUGGAGCAGUAUGAAGACAUCUGGAGACAAGAAAUGAAAGAUCUGGGUGGCCUCGUGGCUCGGCUACAGGAGGAAAACUCCAAGUUAAGCAGCUCCCUCAAAGAGAAAGAAGCCACCGUUCCCUGCAUUGCGAGGACACACAGUGUGACGCUUGGCGAAGACAUUGUUGUCCUCGAACGACUCCGGGACGCCUUUGACAAACAAGCAGCUCAGCUGAAGCAGUGUGAGAAGGACAAGGCUAAGCAAGCUGCCGACAUAGAAUCUCUUCAGCAGCAGCUGGAUGCCAGCAAGAAGGCCACUCAGGAGCAGAGUCGACGCAACCGGCGGCUGCAGCAGCAGAUGCGGCAGCUGUGCGACGAGCGUGGCGACCUGCAGGUGCAGUUGCAGGACCAACAGAGCCAGCUGCAGGCCUUGCAGGAGCGACUAGGCCUCGCUGUCAAGGACCACGACGACCUUCUCCAGUCCAGGGAUGCUGUCCUGGAUAUGCAUGGAAAAGUGGUCAUUGACCUGGACGACCCGAAUCGACCCCGCUUCACGCUGGAGGAGCUCAAGCACAUCCUUUUUGAAAGGAAUGAGCUCAAGGCUCGAGUUAGUGAUCUUGAAGACGAGCUGGCUCUGUACAGGCCAAGGCCGGUUGACCCACCAUCUCCGGUCAAGGACGAAGACCGGCCCGUCCAAGGACCCAUCAACCAGGAGCCUGAGGAGAAGCUUUUUUCCUACGGAAAGGCCUCCGGCAUUCGCAAAUUUUUCCAGUACGUGAUGAACAACCUCCAGAUGCCUGGAGAGGAGCCACGCUUAGAAAUCUUGCCCGAACGUUUCAGUUUUCCAAGUGCCCUGUGGCCCCGCGUCAAGCCGGGAUGA